This is a messenger RNA of Stereum hirsutum FP-91666 SS1, 315 nucleotides long. RefSeq lists its product as uncharacterized. The transcript has 3 exons. The coding region runs from base 1 to 315 and encodes 104 amino acids. Lineage: Eukaryota; Fungi; Basidiomycota; Agaricomycetes; Russulales; Stereaceae. Gene Ontology annotation, cellular component: membrane. The record is from RefSeq and is a predicted model, not a curated record.
AUGGCCGUCGAAACCCCAGCAUUCGUUCUCGCAGCUCUCACCGCUGGAGGAGGCAUCACAGGCUACGCUCGUACGGGCUCUGUCCCAUCUAUCGUCGCCGGUGUACUUGUCGGUACACUCUAUGGUGUCGGUGGAUUCCGCAUCCAGAACAACCAGCCCUACGGCGUCGAGCUCGCACUCCUCGCUUCUCUCGUCCUCGCAGGAAGCUCUAUCCCCCGCGCUAUCAGACUGCAGAAGCCACUCCCGAUAGGUCUGAGCGUUUUGGCGCUCUAUGGGUUGUACACGUAUGGGACUGUGUAUAGCUCGAGGGCGUGA